Molecule: messenger RNA, 690 nt
Organism: Leptosomus discolor (cuckoo roller)
Lineage: Eukaryota; Metazoa; Chordata; Aves; Leptosomiformes; Leptosomidae
Product: interleukin-2 receptor subunit alpha
Biological process (GO): inflammatory response
Molecular function (GO): interleukin-2 binding; interleukin-2 receptor activity
Source: RefSeq, a predicted model, not a curated record
AUGGAGCUCAAGUGCCUUUUGAUGUGGCUCUUGCUUGGAUCCGUCAAGGGGCACAAGCCAGAACAAUGUCCACCUCUUCCAAGGACUGAGUUUGCUGAUGUUACUGCUGAAACGUAUCCAGUGGGGACCAAACUGUAUUAUGAAUGUGACAGUGGCUAUGCGAGAAGAAGUGGACAGUACUCGGGAAUUCGGUGUCAGAGGAAAGAGCAGGUUGCUUCUUGGCUCUACAAGGAAUUUGAAUGCAUUGAUGAGAGAAUUUUGUUGUCAACGGCUCCCACAGAGGAGUUAGAUGUUACGCAGAAGCCAGAAAGAAAAACACAGAGCCCUGCACCCCACAAGCAAGAAAACCUUUCAGAGUUUGACCAGAAAGAUUUUUGUGGUCCUCCGAAGGCUAUUCCGCAUGCUUACUUAAGCCUGAACAAACAGUAUUACGUGGGACAAGUAUUACAUUUCAAAUGCCAGAGUGCUUAUGACAGACAACCCCCCACCUCUGGCACCCUCAGGUGCAAGAAGGUGAAUGGCAAAAUCAUCUGGACCCCCCUUGACACGCGAUGCACCAAUGACAGCCACAAGCGGCCACCACAGACUAUUGAGCCAGGUUCGACUCAUCCAUCCUUUUCCUCAUCUGUGAUACUGCCAGUGGCAGCUAUCUUUUUUGUCCUGCUUAUCAUCCCUGCCGUCUUUGUGUGA